Molecule: messenger RNA, 868 nt
Organism: Theobroma umbraticum
Lineage: Eukaryota; Viridiplantae; Streptophyta; Magnoliopsida; Malvales; Malvaceae
Product: Lactoylglutathione lyase / glyoxalase I family protein
Source: RefSeq, a predicted model, not a curated record
UUCUUCAUUGCUCUCCCUUUGUUUAACUUCUCUCUUUUUCUCUUUCUUAGGGUUCGGUGGGGCUGUCACGGUCUUGUUCUUUUUCUCAGCAAAAAGCUUUUGCUUAGUUUCGUCAAUGGCGCAGCAGGAGGUGCAAAACGGAGGAGUGGAGAAGGCAGUUGCGGUGAAGUUCACGGCGAUGAAGCCACAGCUGGUGGUGGAGGCACCGAAGGCAGUAGAUGCAGUGCAGUUCUACAAGGCCGCGUUUGGUGCUGUUGAGGCUGGCCGUACUGUAUACCCUAAGCGCAAGGCUGAGCAGGAGCUCCCUCACAUCCUCUCCGCUCAGCUUGAGCUCGCUGGCUCUACCAUUCUCGUAUCUGAUAUCGCUGAAGGCUCUGCUCUGGUGAAAACUGAGGGGAAUGGAUGUGUGUUCUGCCUCGAGACCGAGGACGUGGAAGCAGCUAUUGCCAAGGCCGUGAGCGCUGGAGCCGUUGCGGAAGGUGAGAUAGCUGAGGGUGACGGCGCGUGCUGUGGGGAUCGCGUGGGCAAAGUCAAGGAUCCCUAUGGAUACGUUUGGCUCAUCUGCACCCCCGCCAAGAAGUGCGUUGACGUGGAAGCGUAGAUGCUGUCGAUCUUUGAUCUACUUUUUUUUAACUCUCCUUUAAUUUAUCAGUGAUGGGUGGGACCCCGUUUCAGGAAAAAGGGCGUUUCUAGCCGGUAGGAUUAGGUGAUCAAUAGAGUUUAGGCUGUGGUAUUGGAUAUUUUGAUAUUGCUCAUCGUGAACCUUUGGUAGUUUUGAAGUGAAAAAGUAGAGACUGUGGGAUAUCUUUUAACCGACAGCUGUCUGUUGCCGCUAAUUAAAUUUCACUAUAUUUGCCGUUUUUAUAUA